This is a messenger RNA of Crotalus tigris (Tiger rattlesnake), 3958 nucleotides long. It is a transcript of the gene GPRIN1, whose product is annotated as G protein regulated inducer of neurite outgrowth 1. Gene Ontology annotation, cellular component: plasma membrane. The coding region runs from base 121 to 1890 and encodes 589 amino acids. NCBI's taxonomy places the organism in Eukaryota, Metazoa, Chordata, Lepidosauria, Squamata, Viperidae. The transcript has 2 exons. Gene Ontology annotation, biological process: neuron projection development. The record is from RefSeq and is a predicted model, not a curated record.
GGACGGCGAGUCGACGCCACGCCUGACUGCACCCGGGAGAACAGAAGCUCUCCUCCGGGUCCCGGGCAGAACCUUCCAAGGGAGGUACAAAGAAUAGCAUGGCAGAGGUCCUGCCUAGAGAUGGGCAGUGCUAAGGAGACUGAGGCUCUGCAGUUGCUGAACCAAGAAGCGGUUCCAGGAGAUGCUCACAAGCUCACCACCAGCUCACCUUGUGGUUGUAGAAAAAACAGCUGCCUCCAAAAUGUCAACUGUGCAAGCGGAGAGUUCACCAUGAGGAACUGCUGUGUAAAUGAACUCAGCAUCAAAGACAGCAGCCAAAAAGUCACCAUGGUGGAUAACCCAAACCAGAAAGAGAAGGCUCAAGCUGUAGAUCCAAAGCCUUCUGUAGAUCUCCUCGCUGCUGCUGCUGCUGCUGAGCCCCCCAUUCUAAAAAACACAGGUGUUGGAGGAACUUCCCCAGAAGCAAAAGAAGAGGUAGCAGCCUGUCAUGAGUGGAAACAGAACAGUAAGCAGGAUGAGAGCACGAAGGAGAUCUCAGUGACCAUCUGCAGCCCUCUGGAAAAAAAAGUUAGCCCUGUUGCUGGAGAAGCAUGUAGGCAUCUCCCAACAGAGCCCUCCCUCAAAGGGCCCAAUAAAGACUCACCCAGUACACCAGUCUCCCUGAAACAUGUUGCAUUUCUUGAAGCCACCACAGAUAAAACUGAGGAGGAAUGUAUCCAAAUAAAAACAGUUCAUUCCAAGAUGGGUCCAGCACUUCCUGCAUGUCAGCAAAACAUAAGUCAAGGGCAGCCUCUUGCUUCUAAAGGAGAUAAAUCACACAUUAGCAGUGCCAUUUGUGAAGCUAUGGAAUACAGGAAAGAAGAUUCUAGAAGUCUCUUUGGGUCAGAAACUAUGAAGGAGUCCAUUCUGGAACCCUCUAAAGCUGAAACCACAUCAGAGAAGUCAGACAAGCCUGUUGCAGCAAAGAAUCAGUUGAGUGAUACUGAGGAAACAAGGUUCCCUGUUACAGAAACUCACCCACCUGGAAGCUCCUAUAAAGUGCCAGAUGUCCUUGUUACCAGCAUUUCUUAUGAAGUCAAACAUCAAGGCACAUCAGGUGAAUUAGAAUCAAGCCCAGCUGAAUCCAUGGAAGAGAAAACAGGGCACAGGGAACCAACAAUGUCCAGCUGCAAAAAUCAGGACCCAGCUCAUGAAAAAAAAGUGAAAAUGAUUAGCAUAGCUACAAGUGAGGACCAUACCACCAAUGAGGAGAUGACGUCUGUAGAACGUCUUGCCCAGGCCUGCGUUUUGGAAGUCACAUACCCCCAGCACGAUGCUGGAACUCAGGUUGAUAAUCGGGUAUCUUUGGUGUCUGUAGCCGUCAGCCCUAUUAAUCCACCUGAUGGCUCUUCAGCUUUCACAUUUCAUACAAGAGGUUUAGGGACUUCUUCUCUGAAAAGUCCUGGUCCAGAGGAGAAACCCACAAAAAGGGAUGUGGAGAUGCAAGUGUCCAUCCCAGUGGAGACCAGAUCAGUGGCCACAGGACCCAUGACUCCGGUAACCAAAUCCCCUCAGUCAUCCUAUCCUGAAGUGCACAUUAAGGGUGCACAGGACGAGACAUCAGAGCCAAUACGAGAGGUCAGCUGGGAUGAAAAGGGGAUGACGUGGGAAGUAUAUGGAGCCUCCAUGGAGGUAGAAGUGUUGGGAAUGGCCAUACAGAAGCAUCUGGAGAAGCAGAUAGAAGAACACGGUCGGCAGAUGGUGAUGACUCCCCAAAGUACCCGCUCCAGUUCUGUCAAGGCUGCCCCACGCAAGGGUGAGAUCAAGAGGCAGCCCAGUGUGUUCAGGGCACUCUUACAGAAUGUACGACGGCCGCGCUGCUGCUCUCGUGGAGGCCCAGCUGUGGAGUGAAAUGCGCUCUUGUCAUUUUCUUGGGUUUUUAUUGUAACUGGAAAAUGCAAAUAUUAUGUAGUUUCUCAGGCAAGGUGGGAGGGAAUGAUCCCUUUUUAAUAUUUUGAAACUGUAAUGUUACGGCACCUCUAUCUAGUGCUCUUCAAAUGGCAUAUUUUAAAAAUGCUGGCAAAGUACUAAAUUACAAGGUUGAUAAGUUUGGCUGAAGAGCUUUGAGCCUUGCCCAGCAAUAGGUGUCUUCAUAUACACCUGAAGAACUUACACAUUCCUGAGAGCAGUGCUUAUAUCUGCUGCUUGCAUCCAGAGUGUAGUUUUCAUGCCGGAUAUAUAUAAUCUCCACAAUGACAAAAUACAAAACUCUCAACAACCUAUUUACUAUAGGAUGGAGAGCAUCCUUGGGCUUUUACUGCCCAAGUGAUACAGCCCUCUAAUAGCCCAUGUUUGUCAUUUAAAAAAAAAAAAAUCACACAAUAGACCACACAGAUCUCUGAAACAAAGCCAUCCGAGAUAUAAGGAAUGGGAUUGACCACAUUUAAGUGUUUGGGAUCCACAAACAGAAGAAGCUAUCCAUUUAAAUGAAGCCUGUUUUAAAACAAGCACUAUGGUUUUAACCCACUCCAGAAUCUUUCUUGGUCCCGUUGCUGAACCACUGAAAGACCAAUGAUAAGGACAACCGGUUUACCCAGAUAAGUAGAUCCACACGCAUGCAGGUUGCUCCACUUGGAGAUCUCCUAGUGCUGUUGUCAGAAAUCAUUAUGUAAUUCUUAUUUCGUUCUUUAGCAGAUGGUUGUUGUUGUUGUUGGUAACGGUGGUAGUAAGAAAAAGGCAGUAUUAAUAAAACUGUAGGCAUAGAUGUCUGGAUUCUUCCUCCUGUAAUCCGGAGGAUGCCAUUAUUUGAUUCCAUAACAGUCUGUAAUGCAGCAAAGUAGGAGCCAGAACUAAACAUUGUCUGUUACAUAUAAAUCCACUUAACAGACAUGUUGGUUCUUUUAGCAUACCAGAAACCUGCUUUUCACAGCUGUUAAUGGUUAAGUUUUCUAGCUCUCUCUAGGAGUAACUCAAAUGGGAAAGUGCUUUUCUAAAGGGAAUGGAGCAUGACUGGAUUGCUUACCAUAAAUGUAUAUUUUGCAUUUACUUUGAUCCAAAGAAACUGAAUCUGGGGCCACAUAAUUGCAAAUCUCAAGUUCUAAGCAUCGUUGCUUGAAAAUAACCUUGUAUUUCUUAGAGCAGAUGUUGAAUGGUCCAACAUCAAAUAUUCAGUGCAAACAUACUUCACUUAAUUCCUAAAUCACUGGGGCUACCCUUUCCUUAACUACAAAAUGAACUCCUUUCUGAUUUCAAGUAUAUUUAUCCAUUUAGAAUUAAAUUCAUACCCCACCUUUCUGUUUACAAUAUUCAAGCACUUGAGGUGACUUGCAGUUUAAAACUACAGAAUAUUGCACAUAAUAAAACCCAGACAAUUAAACUCAGAAUCAAUUUUACUUAAAUCAACUAACGGUUGAAAAACUGACAAUGUUCUUUUUCCAUUUAUUCUUUUCUCUGGGAGUCCUGUAGCAGAAGGCCCUCUCCCAUCUGCCUGAGAGAGGAGCUUCUCCUGGUAAUUAGUAAGUAAGUGGGUGGGUUCAAAGCCCAAGAGUUAGACCCGGAAGCCAAAGAAAGGGAUUGAGUAGCUCCUUUGCCACUUAAAAAUAAAAUAAAAAAAUGUUUGGUUUCAUAGAGGAUCAAGAUUUAGUUCUUAGUGAAUCAGUUCUCUGUCAAGGCUUGGUCCCAGUUUCUUUGCCAUCACUGAUUUUCUUUGGUAAGCGUGCACAUAUUCCUCAAAUGCAACUCCUCUCUGUAAAGCUGUCCCAGUCCUUUGGAAAUCGUUUUGUUUUUAUACCCUCCAAUGAGGGUAGCAUGAUAGGAGAGGGCUGCUUAGGAGACAGUCACUGUGUCUGCUUUUAAUCCACAGGUCGGCAACCUACAGCUCUGGAGCCGCAUGCGGCUCUUUGAGCCUUCCCCUGUGGCUCCCAGCCUCCUCUGCCAUUUGCAGAGAGAGACAGAGACAGAGAGAGGCACUUGCGCUUCC